Dichomitus squalens LYAD-421 SS1 is the source of this 699-nucleotide messenger RNA. RefSeq lists its product as uncharacterized. NCBI's taxonomy places the organism in Eukaryota, Fungi, Basidiomycota, Agaricomycetes, Polyporales, Polyporaceae. The transcript has 7 exons. The record is from RefSeq and is a predicted model, not a curated record. The annotation marks the transcript as partial.
CUGGACUCAACGAUGUCUUCGAACGCUGUGGCCGUCAGUCCCGAAGAGAUGUCAAGUCUGCUUACAAGUGGAUUCUGCGUCUGUGCUGUCUUCGCCUGGCUUGCGUACGACUGGCUUCUCUGUUUCGGGGAAGAGAUCCAACUCGUCUGGAACUGGAACAGCAGGCGCACCGGUGCAUCACUUGUUUAUGCCUUGAGCCGGUACAUGUUGCUCUUGCAAAACCUGCUGGCCGUUACAAGUAUAGUUCCGAUGUCUACCCUGAGGUGUGCACCUUAUUGUCCCUUCAUGUUCCUGUGUGCAUCUCUCAUGGCUGAGCUUAGCUGUAACGCGGUUGCAUGGAUGCAGACAGUCACAGCUGUCAUUGGCACCUUCGCGCCUGGCAUCUUCUCUGCAAUGCGAGCGUAUGCGCUCUCAGGGGGCAAUAAAUAUCUGUCUGCCCUUGCGGCCUUGCUCGCUAUAGGGCCUAUAGUCGCCCAGCUGGUUUCGUCUAUCCAGUAUCAAGCCGUGAAGAAUUUCCCCAGUCCUUUUAACUGUAGCACAGUCGACCGCGCGUCACCUUCGCUCGAUUGGACGUUUACACUAGCCCAGAGGGUCCCCUGGAUCGCUUCUGACGCUCUCGUUCUCGCCACUACCUGGUGGUUCGCAUAUCAAUCAUACCGUAUGCAGACCGGAGGUAUACACGGUCAAUCGCUCAGCUCU